Rosa rugosa (rugosa rose) is the source of this 1738-nucleotide messenger RNA. Its product is annotated as phospholipase A1-Igamma1, chloroplastic. NCBI's taxonomy places the organism in Eukaryota, Viridiplantae, Streptophyta, Magnoliopsida, Rosales, Rosaceae. Gene Ontology annotation, molecular function: glycerophospholipase activity. Gene Ontology annotation, biological process: lipid metabolic process. The coding region runs from base 136 to 1713 and encodes 525 amino acids. The transcript has a single exon. The record is from RefSeq and is a predicted model, not a curated record.
UAUAUAUUUGAUUCCUCUAUUCCCAUAUCUCUCAUCCCCCAAGUCUUCACCUCAACUCCAUCUUCCAAAUCUUAGUUUUCUGGUUUUCAGAAUCACAAUAAGAUCGAGUUCGACUCUUGAUUCUGUUAAACCAUCAUGGCAAUGUUAACUAUGAUGUAUGCUCACAUUCCGGCCACUCAAGCGGCCUCCGCAGCAACCCGGUUUCCCUUGAUCCGAUCUCAACAGCACCAAGAAGCUGUUCUUGAUCAUCACCCACAAACAAAGACAUCAAACAGGACCAACCGUCUAGCUGAAUCACUAUCCCACCUCCUCCAUCUUCACAUAGAAACCCCUCCUAAAACCGACAGUCCUCGCUUUUCCAAUUGGAAUAUGUUUACUGAAGAGAAGCAUUCAACUCCCACAACUUCUCCCAAGGAAAUCAUAUCCGAAAAGUGGCGUGAAAUCCACGGCUCAAAAGAUUGGGAGGGUCUAAUGGAUCCACUCCACCCUUGGCUAAGAAGAGAGAUAGUCAAGUAUGGUGAAUUUGCACAGGCAACAUAUGAUGCUUUCGACUUUGACUCAUUCUCUGAGUUCUGCGGGAGCUGCAGGUACAACAAGAACAAGCUCUUUGAUGUUUUGGGACUGGGCAAAAAUGGAUAUGCAGUUAGCAAAUACAUUUACGCCAUGUCCCAUAUAGACAUGCCUAAUUGGCUGGAGAGGUCACAUUUGGUUGAGACUUGGAGCAAAGAUUCAAACUGGAUGGGAUUUGUUGCAGUGAGUGAUGACGAGGAGACGAGAAGGAUCGGAAGGAGAGAUAUUGCCGUGGCUUGGCGUGGGACGGUGGCGCCAUCCGAAUGGUAUGAGGAUCUGCAGAGGAAGUUGGAACCUAUUGGAGAUUUGGAUGCCAAAGUUGAACACGGGUUUCUUGGGAUUUACAAGUCCAAGAGUGAGAAAACCAGGUACAACAAAUCUAGUGCCUCAGAGCAAGUCAUGAAGGAAGUGACUAGGCUUGUUGAGUUUUAUAAAUCCAAGGGUGAAGAAGUGAGUCUUACAAUUACAGGGCAUAGCUUGGGUGGUGCUUUGGCUUUGCUCAAUGCUUAUGAAGCUGCAAAAUCAAUUCCUGGGCUACCCAUUAGUGUCAUUUCAUUUGGGGCACCUAGAGUGGGAAACAAUGCUUUCAGAGAUGAGCUAAACCAAAUGGGGGUCAACACACUGAGGGUUGUGGUCAAGCAAGACGUGGUUCCGAAAAUGCCGGGACUUGUUUUGAAUGAAGGUUUGCAGAAGUUUGAAGAAAUUACCGGCACAUUGGAAUGGGUUUAUACACAUGUUGGAGCUGAACUGAAAGUUGAUGUCGGCUCGUCGCCUUAUCUCAAGAAACAUGGGUUCAAUUUUCUAGGGUUUCAUAGCCUUGAGACUUAUCUUCACCUUGUGGAUGGGUAUUUGAAUAAAGAAACUAGCUUUAGGUCAAAUGCCAGGAGGGAUUUUGCCUUGGUGAACAAGGCAUGUGACAUGUUGGUGGAGGAUCUUAGAAUCCCACAUUGUUGGUACCAAUUGGAACACAAGGGACUUGUUUGUAAUCAUCAUGGGAGAUGGGUUAAACCCAUAAGAGAGCCUGAAGACAUUCCUUCACCUACUAGAGAAGCAGAAGCAGAAGCUCAUGCUCUUCAAGUAGAGAUACAAUCAGAUUAUGUACUUCAAUCUUUAUGUACUGCUAAUAUGAAAGGUGAAUUUUGAAAGUCAAAGACUUGAAUUGUCCCUA